Molecule: messenger RNA, 2028 nt
Organism: Hypoxylon fragiforme
Lineage: Eukaryota; Fungi; Ascomycota; Sordariomycetes; Xylariales; Hypoxylaceae
Exons: 6
Coding region: 1-2028 (675 amino acids)
Source: RefSeq, a predicted model, not a curated record
AUGAAGUUAUCCAGCAAACUGUCUUUAAUUCCUAUCGUUAUCCAUACUGUAGCUAUACUGGCAGCUCGCCUAGGAGGAGGAGUGAAUGGGUUUGGAAGAGGUGGUGUUAACGGCAACCCCAUCGGCAGUUCCAAUCGUAAUGGGGUGGCUCCUAAUGGCCAGUCUGAUUAUGGAAACAAUAAUAAAAACUACCAGCAAGACGGAAACAACGGUCCUGGAUCCCUUGGUUCAUACCAGCAGGGUCAACAAUGGCAGCAAGGACAGCAAGGACAGCAGAGUCAGCAAAAUCAACAAAAUCAACAGGGCCAAUGGGGGCAGCAGGGGCAGCAGGGGCAAAAUUGGCAGGACAAUUCUGCUAACUCCCAAGGAAUCGCUUCCAUCGUGGAUUCUAUACAGUUUUCCAAUCAACAGGUCAAUGCGGUGAAUCGCGCGGUACGAAGUAUAAGGGCUGGGGGCACCAUCGACCACCUCGACUCGACGCUACAGUCAUUGUCAACAUCUAUAAAAACAGCCUCUACUGCUAUCAAUGCAGCCGGGUCGCUCAAUACCGGGGAUCUCCAGUCACUAAAAGUAGCAAUUCAACCCCUCCAGCGGUCCAUUGGCACUUUAGUUACACAACUUAUAGCAAGAAAAGCUAUCAUAGCACAGCUUUGCGCAUGCCGUGUUAUUGAGGGUGCUUUCAACAAUAUACAAAGCUCUUCGCGAGUUAUGUUUGACCGUAUCAAGACAGGCUCGCGUCGCGGAGGUCGUUCGCUUGAAGGACGCGGUUUCAAUAUUUUGCACCCUUUGGAUUCGGGAAUCGCCAGCUUCCUCAACCAGGGAUCUACCGCUUUUGGCUUUAGUAAUUGCAUUGACCAGAACGUAGGAGAACACAGCAGCUACACCACAAGCUCAUAUUACAGCACAUAUGGCAAUACAUAUGGAAAUACAUACAGCAGCACAUAUGGCAGCACAUACGGCAGCACAUACGGCAGUACAUACGGCAGCACAUGGGGCAGCACAUAUUUGCCAGAGACCAUGACGGCUACUGCAACAGUAGAGGUUACAUAUACAGUGACAGAGACAGUGAUUAACACUUCGUGGUACACAGAGACAGCCACCCCCUCAUGGUCAAGCGUAUCUUCGAGUUACUACAACGGCGGAAAUAGCGGAUCAUAUGGGUCAGUAAUCACUGCUACUGCCACUGUUAACCCGACGGUCUCAACGGUCACCUCAACUAUUACAAGGACGAAUACUUUGAGUGGAUCUGGGCAAGGAACAAGCACGUUCACCUCGACGUUGACGAGUACAUUCACGUCUACUUUUGCUGUUACGUCUACGUCGACGGGCACUGUGACCAUAGAAGGUACCGCAACUGCGGCAAGCGCAAGCGCAACUAGAAGCACAGGCAGUACAGGCAGUACUGGCAGUACUGGCAGUACCAGCGACGAAGUAUCUGCUGCCACAGUUACAGGCACAGGCACAGGAACAGGCACAGUCAUAGGCACAGUUGCUGGUACAGUUACUGGUACAGUUACAGGUACAGUUACAGGUACAGUUACGAGUCCAGUUACGAGUCCAGUUACGAGUCCAGUUACGAGCACCAUUACGGUCACGCAGGCCGCAUCAAGCGCAAGCACAUUCAAUGGCCGAACAUUCACAUUCACCCAAUCAGGGUCGGUGAGUACCGUUGUGAUUGACUCCACAGGCGGCGUGGUCUCAUCGAGGAGCGGUGCUAGAGCGACGCGGACUGCUUCGGCAGAUACGAAUACAGUGCAGGCUACGAUUACUAUCACCAGAGAUCCAAGCACUUCUACGUGGAUGACUAAUCACAGAGCCCCAGACCGCAUCUACUUCAGCUCCCCGCACAACUACAACAACGGUCACAUCGCGGAACGGGAGCUCAUCCAGGGUUCCGCCGAACUACACACUCUUAGGGGGUAUCUUGGUGGCGGUGUUCACAAGGUUAUUGCUGUGAGUCAGUAUGAAUCUAGAGAUGAAUCCAGAGACGGAAACCUAUUGGGAAUAUGUAAAAGCUUGGGAAGAUGA